AUGAAGCUUCUAGUUAGGCACAAGAUCACCUUGUCCCUGUUCAAUGACGUAGUAAGUGUUGUCUUCAGCAACAGGGCCUUAUCAUCAGGUUGUGAAGAACAAUCAAUAGCCUCCUUGCUGUUUGGGAGUUUCCCUGGAGCCACUUUGGCCAACGGCUUAACAAGAUGGUCAGAGGAAGAGGCAGCAAUCAUCAGUAGAGUGCAGUGCAGGAUCGUAGCUCUGGAUCUUCGGAGUCAUGGAGAAACUAAAGUCAAGAAUUCUGAAGACCUGUCAGCAGAAACGAUGGCAAAAGAUGUUGGCAAUGUGGUUGAAGCCAUGUACGGGGACCUCCCUCCUCCUGUCAUGCUGAUUGGGCACAGCAUGGGCGGUGCCAUUGCAGUGCACACAGCAUCAGCUAACCUGGUGCCGAGCCUCUUGGGCCUCUGUAUGAUUGAUGUUGUGGAAGGUACAGCCAUGGAUGCACUUAAUAGCAUGCAGAAUUUCUUACGUGGUCGUCCUAAAACCUUCAAGUCUCUGGAGAACGCUAUUGAAUGGAGUGUGAAGAGUGGCCAGAUUCGAAACCUAGAGUCUGCCCGAGUCUCGAUGGUCGGCCAAGUUAAACAGUGUGAAGGUAUUACAAGUCCAGAAGGCUCCAAAUCCAUAGUAGAGGGAAUCAUAGAGGAGGAAGAGGAAGAGGAAGAAGGAAGUGAGUCAGUAAACAAGAGGAAAAAGGAAGAUGACAUGGAAACCAAGAAGGACCAUCCCUAUACCUGGAGAAUUGAACUGGCAAAAACAGAAAAGUACUGGGAUGGCUGGUUCCGGGGCUUAUCCAACCUCUUUCUUAGUUGUCCUAUUCCUAAACUGCUGCUCUUGGCUGGUGUUGAUAGAUUGGAUAAAGAUCUGACCAUAGGCCAGAUGCAGGGUAAGUCGUCCAGAAAUUGUGCCCAUGGAUCCUUUUCCGAGGGCAGGGAACUGGGCAGCCAUAUGAAAAUUAAUAUUCUGAGAUAGUGAGGUACAGUGGGGAGAGCGUGGGGUUAGAGUCGACCUCCAUUGGACCGCCACCUCUUCCAACACCAGGGAUUAUGGGCAAGUAUCUUCCCUUUUCUGAAGCGUGUUUCUCACUGCCCCCCAACUAACAAUGAGACUUAUUACUCUAGCUGUGUUUCCAGGGUAGAAGGAUGUAAAUGAGGUCAUGCACCUGAAAAUUAUUAAGUUUUACAUAGGCGUCGAACGUUAUGAACAGACAUAGUUUUCUUAUGUUCAGAGUUUUUAGAAAAGAGAAAUAGUAUAGGUACUAAAUGGUGUAAGGUCUGUUAGAAGACAUGGUGAGGAGGGAGAAGAGGGAGCUUCAUCGUGGGGGUGAGUUUUAGACACUGCUUUCCUAGGAACCUGUAUCAGCUGGAAUGCUCUGAAUGUGUAAAAUGAGAGCAUUGAUGCCAGCCUCAAAGGGAGUACAAAGUAUAGUGGGUCUGAGCACACCCAUGAGCAUGAACGUGAGGGCUGUGCAGCAGUGGAUGUUAUAUGCUAUAACAUCUAACAGUGGGUGCUCUAUGUUAGAAUCAUAUGCAUUAAUAAUAUAAGAGAUCUGAAGGAGAGGCACCUCCUGCAGGAGAAGGGCCAUUAAUAGGCUUAAUGAAUGGUGUGGCCUCAGUUCCUUCUCUAAUUACACAGCCUUGGAUGAGACAUUGCCCUACUCAUAGCUAGGUUCAUUACCUGUGUGAUUGUAGACACAGCUUUAGCAGAGGGUAGAAUAUACACCGAAAACAUGGACUACUGUACAGCUUACACGAGAGCCACAAAGACAUCUCCAACUUUCUUACGUUGUAAAUGGAAAAACUGGGUCUCGGAGAGUUAAUCCGCCCCCGCCCCAACCCUGUCCUUAGCAUUGAACUGGAGUCUUUGGGUGCCGGGCAAGCACCUGCCCCUAGUGCUCAGCCAGCUCAGCUCUAGUCCCUCCUUUUUUCUUUUUCUCAUUGCUGGACACCAAACCCUUGGACCAACACACACCAGGAAAGCUGCAUGCCCAGCUGCUGUUCACUCUUAAUAACAGCCAUAUUAGGGAUUGGAUGUCAUUCAGGUAGUGUUUGAGUAGCAUGCUUGGGGCCAACUUUCAAUCCUAAAUCCACCCCCACCAAGGAUUACCAUAAGUUUGUGAGCUUGCAGUGUGCUGGGAGGCAGUGUGAGGAAGCAUCUGUUUAAUACUCAUUGGCUGUCUUUUACACUGAUCCAUUUCAGCAUUCUGAACAUAGCUUACAGAGCCCCAAAUGGCCUCCGGUUUUCCGGCCCAGCCCCAUUGCCAGCCGCUCAAAUCAGCACCAGGCCAAGCUUCUUUAUUUCCGUGGCUAACUGCCGCUUCAAGCCUUCUCUUCUGUAGGUGGGCCAUUCUUUCUGUGAGAAGCCUGUCUGGGUACCUGCUGGCUCAGGAAGCUCUUUUCACACACUUUUAUAGCCUCCAUGCCCAUUUUCGCCUUGGACUACAUCUACAGUAGUGCUGUGUUUUACUCACUGGCUGGACUGACUCCUGAGAGUACAGGAGCUGAGUUUUCUGCCCAAAGUACAUUUACACCAAAGUGGAUACAGAAGGAGAGGGUGAAAAGUGAAGGGACCAGGAACAAGGUUACAGUUACACUCAGCAGACUGAGAGCUGUGUCCAGAGUGUCCUGAGGGAAGGUCCUCCCGGGCUGCCCAGUGACCUGAGAGGUCCAGGGCUGAUAAGCGGAGGGCUUUUGUCCCUGAGGUUGCCUGCUUGUCUCUCUCUAGGAAAGUUCCAGAUGCAGGUCUUACCGCAGUGUGGCCAUGCAGUCCAUGAGGAUGCCCCUGACAAGGUAGCUGAAGCUGUUGCCACUUUCCUGAUCCGGCACAGGUUUGCAGAGCCUAUCGGAGGAUUCCAGUGCGUGUUUCCUGGCUGUUAGUGACCUGCUGUCCACCCUCCCUCUCCAUUGAGCUCUGUUGUAAAUACAUCGCACCAGAGGCCACUGUGACGCCGCCGACGCCGUCUCCUACCAUCCCACCCAGCCACGUGACACCGGCUCCCUGUAGAGGGGCAUCCCCAGAUGUACAAACCCUCUGUAUACCUGUCAAAAGCAUUGUUUUCCAGGGCCCCUGUCCAACAGUGGCCUGCGCAGUCUGGGGUCCCCAGCUCUUUCCCUCCCCGUGUGCUCCCUGCCUUACCUAGGGUGAAGCCUUCACUCCCUGGGUCCCUGUUCCUGGCAUCCGGCAAUAUACCUGGGUCCAUAUGUCUCCCCAGGCUCAGGGAUCUCCAUUCCUUGAGGAUGUUCUUGGCAUGGUCCUGCCCUACCUCAUGGGAUGGGCAAUGCACACACUGGCCCUUAUUUUUCCCUUUCAAAUAAAACACCAGUCAGGUACCUUUA
Molecule: messenger RNA, 3350 nt
Organism: Peromyscus eremicus (cactus mouse)
Lineage: Eukaryota; Metazoa; Chordata; Mammalia; Rodentia; Cricetidae
Gene: Ppme1
Product: protein phosphatase methylesterase 1
Exons: 12
Coding region: 1-987 (328 amino acids)
Biological process (GO): protein demethylation
Molecular function (GO): protein methylesterase activity
Source: RefSeq, a predicted model, not a curated record